Cornus florida is the source of this 981-nucleotide messenger RNA. RefSeq lists its product as uncharacterized. The transcript is spliced from 2 exons. Lineage: Eukaryota; Viridiplantae; Streptophyta; Magnoliopsida; Cornales; Cornaceae. The record is from RefSeq and is a predicted model, not a curated record. The coding region runs from base 1 to 981 and encodes 326 amino acids.
AUGGUUGAGAGGCCCAGGAAGUUUACCAUGCCUUCCUUUACUCAGUUCGAUGGUACAGGAGAUCCUUUUCGUCAUCUGGAUCACUACGCCCAGAAGAUGGCUCUGGACGACCGCAAUGAUCCUUGGUUAUGCAAAGUUUUCCCCACCAGUCUAACAGGAGCAGCACUAGAAUGGUUCAAGAACAGGCCACACAGAUCCCUUAGGCGCCAAGAGGAGAGCAUGAUAGCCCGAGGUGAGUUGGCAAAUUACCUCACGGUGAAUGAGUACGUGAAGCCCCGAGAGGUCAACCCUUGUAAAGUGGAGGAUAAUCAAGUAAAAGUCAUUCAUGCGAGACAUGGCAGAUCUGAAAAUGAUCAAGAGUCUGAGGAGGUUUACAGAUCCAGAUUGAGGGUAGCCCAUAAGCUCAGAAGGCUAACCUCGGUCAAUACUAUCGCCUCGGGCAGCAUCAGCAUAGGGUUCAGCAAUAGUGACUUGUCCAGAGUUCAGCUUCCCUAUGAAGAUCCAUUGGUCAUCAGCCUCUUAGUGGCAAAUUGUGUAAUCAAAAGGGCCUUGAUAGAUCUAGGAAGUAGUGCAAAUAUUAUCACAAGAACGGUUUUUGAGCAAUUGGGGAUACCGUCAUUUUCAAUUCGACCUACUUCCAAUCCUUUAAUGGGAUUCGACGGUACGAAGGUGGACCCCCUGGGUGUGGUAGAUUUAUCCGUCACAGUGGCCAAACGAACACUGAAGGAGAAUUUUGUCCUAACAGAAAUCCAUCCUUCAUAUAAUCUCAUCAUGGGCAGAGGCUGGAUCCACCGAAUGAAUGGAGUUCCAUCCACCCUUCACCAAGUGAUGCAGUGCUUAUCUCCGGAUGGUAAGGAGGUAAUUAAUCUAUGGGGGAAUCAAGUUGCAGCGAAAGAAUGUUAUAUGCUGACACAAGGUGAAGCGAAUAAGGUGUCUAAACCACCUCAGUCAAAUGCAACUCCCAGAGACACAACCAAAUAG